Messenger RNA from Juglans regia (Persian walnut), 1878 nucleotides. RefSeq names its product golgin IMH1. The record is from RefSeq and is a predicted model, not a curated record. Lineage: Eukaryota; Viridiplantae; Streptophyta; Magnoliopsida; Fagales; Juglandaceae. The coding region runs from base 178 to 1392 and encodes 404 amino acids. The transcript has 16 exons.
ACGGUUUUUGCUCCGUAUAUAUAAGAUAUUUUUUCAAUGGCAGCCAUGGGAACUGUCUUCACAAUCCAUUCCUUGGAUGCGAAUUGAAUUUAAAAUCUGAACUGUAGAAACGGAAGCAAAUUUCAAGAAGAGAAGAAGGAGAAGGAAGACUAUCUGAAACGUUUCUAAAGGAAAAGGAUGGGGUUGCUCGAAUUGUCUAAAUUCAAGCUCCAGCUCCGAUCCCUAAUCACCGAAGUGCGAGACCUCAGAGAAAGGGAACGCUUAGCAACCGAACAACUCCAUCAUCAAAUUCAGAAGCAAAAGCAAACUGAGGAGGAACACGGCAGAAAGUUACAGGAACUACAAACAGAGUUUGCUAUGUCCAAUGAACAGCGGCAAAAACUUGAAAGGCAGGUGAGUUACCUUCAAAAUGACAAUACUUUACUCGAGAACAAGCAGAAAGAAUUGAAGGGAACCAUACAGAGCUUGCUUCAAUCGAGGGAAGUUUUCAUCAAUGCUUAUGAGGAAUCUACUUAUGAACUGAAACGCUCAGUUGAAUGCAGAGAUAGAAAGCUCACUGUCCUAUCUGAGAAGAUAAAGUCUCAUUUAUUAUUAUUUGAUUCAAUAGAAAAGGAGGCAUUUUCUAUCAAGCAAGUCAUCAAUGAUGUGCAAUGCCUAGUGAAUGAAAAAGAGGAAGUAGUUGCUGCCUUAAAGAGCAAAAUGGAUAAGGUGCUUGCAUUUGAAAAAGUUUUUGUUGAGAAGAUCUCUGACCUUCAAAAUAAACAUAAGAAUGACAAGGACGAGUUACGAAGAAAGGAUAGAAUCAUUUCAGAGCUAGACGCACACCUUGAGGCAGCAAGAACUAGCAACAACCAUCAAAAUCAAAUACAAGAGCUUCAGAAAACCCUAUCAGCAAAGGAUGUUGUCAUACAGAAUUUAAUUUCGGAAAAAGAGGCACUGCACAUUGAACUGCGGACUGUAAGCAUUAUCUUACAAAAGAUUCAGGAUGUUGUUACAAAUAUGCAUGAAGAGGAUAAAAGGGAAUUUUCAUUGAUACUCAAAUGCCAAGAAGGAUGUGACACUGUUAUGAAGACGGAAGAUAAUGGGACUGAAGAUUUGCCUCAAAGUAAGAUAGAAAAAUUUCCAGAUAAGGUCUCUGAUACUGGCAAGGAAAAUACAGCUUCACUUCUAUCUGAGGAGUACCAAAAAGUUGGCGGUCCCUUACAGGAUCAAAAUACCAAUGGCUCCUGUAUGUCAGAGUCAACUUGUUCAGAGCUUCAAUUAGCAGCCAGCAUUCGGAGUGUCUCUUUUGAUGAUGGCAAGGAUAACUGCACAAGCUCAGUACACCACUCAGAUUCGGAGUCCUCAACAACCCAAGCAGAAACCUCAGGAGAUCCGGGAGCACAAGUAUGAUCAUGUAUGAAGGCAAAUGGCCUUUAAGAAAAGUCAUCUAGAUGAUUGCAAAGGGUCUGCUUGAGAUUAUAUGCUUAAAGAUGGAAGAGGGGGAAGGUACUGUCGGUUGCAUAGAGUGGAAAGCUAGCCGAUCAGAAGUUGGGUUUGGAUGAUCAGAUCUCCGAGAUGCAAGGCUUGUAAGGCUGGCUUUAAUAAGCAAACAAUAUGUGGGGUUCUCUUGGGCCCGCACCUACUCAAAUGUAAACCCAAAAAAAAAAAAAAAAAAUCAAAGUUUUAGCAGCUUGGGUAGGUGUGCCGCUUUACCUGGACGGCACGCCAGGGGACAACUUCUCAACACACAAUUUAAUGACCAUGAUGGCCAGCUCUCCUUCCUAGAAUUUUUACAACCUUUCAAUUUCUUUCUUUUGUCUUGAUCUUUGAAUUUCCUUCUCUUUGGGCAAACGGUGCGGAAAGCAUAAUCGAAAUAGCUUACAAUUUGUGCUGUAA